CCUCCUGACACUGUCUUAAGGUUUUAUAAUAAGAACGAAAUGGAUAAGAACCUUGGACUUCUCUUAUAUAUGUAAUUUCAGGUAACAGAUAGAUAUUGCCAUUAUGAUUGUUAUUUCUUUAAUUUUGUAGAGGAGAAUAACUGUGCCAAACUGCGCAUCUAAUUUUGGACACCCUUGAUAGAAUGAGCCUCAUCCUCAUUUGCAGACUUCUGGGGGUAACAGCACUUGUUGUCCAAGUUGCUAUAUCAAAAGAGGCUCCAGAGGUCACUGUGUCUGUAUGGCCUCCAGGGUCAAACAUCUACCCCGGGGAAUGUAUGCUGCUUCGGUGUAGUGUGGUGUCGGGCUCCAGGUCUGUGUGGACCUACCAGUGGUUCAGGAACAAACCACACAUGGCUCUAACCCCAAACCCCAGACACCUGGCCUCUCAUGACAGCUACUCCAUCACAGGGGUUACAAGGGAGGACGGGGGCAGCUACUGGUGCCAAGUGGAGCGACGGGGCAGCAACUCGACCACGGUGCUGCUCAGCGACCCAGCCCGGCUCACUGUUUCAGAGUUAGCUCCCCCCUCUCUGACUGUGACUCCCAGCAGCAGACAGAUUUUCCGAGGGGAGCGCCUCACUGUGCAGUGCCCCGUGUCUGGGACUAACUCCUCAGGCUGGGCACUGAGGCAGCUCUCUCAGGACUUCGGUCUGAGGACUGCAGACUUCCAGACCGGACAGUGUACACCACUAGAGGGUGCUGUUAGUGCGGACGUCCCUGAUGCAUGUAUCUUCCCCACCGUCUAUAGUGGGAACAGUGGACUUUACUGGUGUGAGAGGGCUGGGGGCCGCAGCAACGCAGUCAACAUCACAGUAAGCUAUGGCACCAUCAUCAUGAAGACCCCUGUCCACAGUGUCCCAGAGGGCGAGCAGGUGGUCUUGUAUUGCCAGUACUGGAAGGGCAAUCACAGUAAAACCACCUUCUUCAAAGAUGGUGUGGAAGUCCACACUUCUCUCAGCCCAGACAGAGUAGUAGAGAUGACUAUUGACAAUGUGACAAAGGAAGAUGAAGGCUUCUACAAGUGUGCGUCCCAUGGGAGAAAGAUGGAGAGCCCAGCGAGCUGGUUAUCAGUGGGAAGCAACUCAACAUCAGCAAAUGGGACACCGAUCUCCAACCAUGGCUCCCGGAAAUGGAUAAUUCUGUCCUGCUGCCUUGUUGGACUUUUGUUCCUUAUUCCCCUGAUAGUGUGGGUAGUCCAUCAUUACAGGUACCAAAUUUGCCGCACACGUAACUGUUGGCCAAUUUCCAAAGAAGAACUGCCAACAGUGGAGCUUCCCAAGACCAAGCAGGAUGUGACAGAGGUGCAGUGGGACCUGUCCUGGAUGGAGAUGUCCAACCUGCUGGAUAAGCAGUUGUACCCCAUCAGUUAAAUCUGAAACACUGUGUUCCAGCAUGUCUACUGGACAGUACUGAUUAAUGUUUUUUUUUUUUUUUUUUUUUUUUUUUUCCCACUUCAUCUAUUGGAUGCAAAUUGAAAAUCUGAAUUUACAUUGUGUUAAGGUUUGAGGAGCUGCAUAGACAUGAAUUGCAUCUUUGUCAGAGUAAAUGUGGUCGCAUGUUGCAUUUUGUCACUCAUAUUUGAAUG
Messenger RNA from Myripristis murdjan (pinecone soldierfish), 1624 nucleotides. RefSeq names its product pregnancy-specific beta-1-glycoprotein 4-like. Gene Ontology annotation, biological process: immune response; cell surface receptor signaling pathway. Gene Ontology annotation, cellular component: external side of plasma membrane. The record is from RefSeq and is a predicted model, not a curated record. The transcript has 8 exons. Gene Ontology annotation, molecular function: transmembrane signaling receptor activity. Bases 183 to 1409 code for a protein of 408 amino acids. NCBI's taxonomy places the organism in Eukaryota, Metazoa, Chordata, Actinopteri, Holocentriformes, Holocentridae.